CCCGGGCCGGCCGCGAUGCUGCAGCUCCGGGACGCGGCGGAGGGCGGCGAAGGGGACGGCGGCGGGGACGGGGGCAGCCCCGCGGCCGCGGUGCUGGUGCCGGGGGAGGCCGGGCCGCUGCUGCCGCCCCGGCAGACGCUGCGGCCGGUGUCGGUGCGCACCGCGACCCGCGGCGGCCGCCUGCGGGAGUACUUCGUGUUCCGGCCCGGCACCAUCGAGCAGGCGGUGAGCGAGAUCCGCGCGGUCGUGCUGCCCGCCGAGGACGGGGAGGUGCAGAGCGUCUGGCUGCUGGCGGAGAUCGAUCACUGGAACAACGAGAAGGAGCGUCUGGUUCUCAUCACAGACUGGUCCCUCCUCAUCUGCAAAUACAACUUCAUCAGCCUGCAGUGCCAGCAUGUGACGAGGAUCGCCCUCAGCGCCGUCGAUACCAUCUCGGUUGGGCAGUUCGAGUUCCCCUCUAAGUCUCUGAACAAGCGAGAAGGUCUCGGGAUUCGAAUUCAGUGGGACAAGCAGAGUCGUGCUUCCUUCAUCAACAGAUGGAACCCGUGGUCCACCAGCAUCCCCUACGUCACCUUCACCGAGCACCCCAUGGCAGACGCUGAUGAGAAGGUGGCCUCCCUUUGCCUGCUGGAGAACUUCAAAACUCAGCUCAUCCAGGCUGUGAAGAAAGCCCAGAAGGAGUCUCCGUUGCCAGGAAGGGCAAAUGGUGUGCUUGUGCUGGAGCGUCCUCUGCUGAUCGAGACCUACCUGGGAUUGAUGUCCUUCAUCAACAACGAGGCCAAACUCGGCUACUCAAUGACAAGAGGCAAAAUUGGAUUUUGAAACUCAUUGUGGGGCAUCUUUUCAAGGGCAAGUGAUUUGGUAUGGGGCUGGGGAGAGCAGCAAAACAUCAGAUAAAGUGAGGAAGUCGGGGGAGCACGAGGAGGGUGGAGAACUGGAGGUUCACAGGAGGCCUGAGUUGUUCUGAGAACACACAGGCCAGGUUAAUCUGACACAAGUAGUGUCACUCAUACUGUGUAUUGGAUUUACACAAGGCUAGCUAGCAGCAGUUACUUUUCAUUUCUAACUACAUGUUCUUCUAACUAAAUGUUAAUUAAGGGCAAUGGGAAUCUGCUACAGCCACUCUGCACAAUUUCCAAGACACAGCAAGCCAUUCAUGCCCUGUUGCAGCUGUCUCCCUGUGCGUGGUGUCAAACACUGCAGUGUGCUUGGGCUUCAUUCACAUUGUUUAAAGAGGUGGCAGCGGUCACAGUUCAGGUACCUUAGCGCUUAGAUUAAGGCCUGUGAAGUCAUUCUGUAGCUAACCAGUCAGCUAAGUGUUAAACACCCCUGUUGCAUCUGCUCAGAAACAGUCCAAAUGAGCUAUGCUUGAAUAGGACUUUAUUGGCUUCCUAACUUCUUGUGUGUGUGUGUGCUUGCUGUAGCCACAGAAUAAAGACUUUAUGGAGAGAAUAUUGCCAAAAGCCCUUGCCAACACAUCUGCCUUCAAUGCUAUUAUUUAUAAAACUGAAAAGGAAUCCUAUUUUGAUUAGAUUUAUAUUCUUAGCAGUUUUUCUUAAAUCAAGUCUAGGAGAACAGCAGGGCAGGACUCAUCCUGGAGCCCAGUAAAACUUUGGUGCCAACCUUGAUUUACACUUCACCUUAUACAGACGUCCAGUAAUGAAAUGCAGAAGCAGCAUAAGAGACUGCAACAGCAAUUGUGCCCAAGGUUACUCUGACCACCUCUUUCAUUGCGUGUGACCUUCUAGGUGUGCUGUUUAUCAGAGCAUUUCUCUGCACAACUGCAAUGCUGAAUAAAUGCUGUGCUGCAGUGGUAGAUUUUGGACUAAGAUGUGCUUUUUAUGAAGCCUCUGUAAAGCUGAAAUCAUGAUGGAAUGCAACAAGCUGCAUGCCCCUCAAUUCAUUUUCUAUGAUACCUGUUUAAUUAUAAUUAAUCUUGCAGUAAAGUUAAAUUUUAACUCAA
Molecule: messenger RNA, 1963 nt
Organism: Pezoporus occidentalis (night parrot)
Lineage: Eukaryota; Metazoa; Chordata; Aves; Psittaciformes; Psittacidae
Gene: TPRG1L
Product: tumor protein p63 regulated 1 like
Exons: 5
Coding region: 16-822 (268 amino acids)
Cellular component (GO): cytoplasm; synaptic vesicle
Source: RefSeq, a predicted model, not a curated record